CAUUUUAAAUGCAUAAAAUUGGGGAAAAAAUAGGUCUGGGAAGAAUGUUUAUGAGGUCUUCUUACAAAUCCAAAUUGAAGCUCUGAUACUACUCAGCCAGAUCUCUCUACUCUGUAAGGAACCCUUAUGAGUAUUUGAAGAGAAAGAUCGAAGAGACAUGAGCAGAUAACCCUUCUCUUAAGCCAAUUGCAAAGAAAGAUGUGGUUAUUAAAGAGAAUAACUUUACAUGGUUAGUGAAUGUAGCAACCAAUUUGAAAUAAGAAGCCUGUUUUUAAGGAGAGUGAUGGUUGGGAAGGAGUUCCACAGAAGAAAGAUGACCCUUUCAUGCCUCCAUUAGAAGAAAAUCUUAUAGUUGAGCAUAAUUUCACUAGAAAGCAUACCCUCAUUUUGAACAAAUUUCCUAUAGCAGAUAAGCAUGCAUUAGUGAUCACAAAAGAUUUUGAGAGUCAAUUAACUCCUCUAGAUUAUGAAGAUAUUGAAGCUUGAUUGAUUGCAAUGAGGGCUCAAGAUCCAGGAUUCAUUUUCUUUAAUUGCGGUAAAAUUUCUGGUGCUUCUCAACCCCAUAAGCACAUGCAAGUGUUUCCACAAGAUAAUUUCACUUACACUGGAGGUGAGAUCCCUUUGACAGUUGCAAUGGAAGAGUGUAAAAAGGAUACUUCUAAGCCAUUUUAUUUUCCAGAUUUCGACUUUAAGCAUGAAAUCAGAUUUUUCCACAAAGAUAUCUUCACUUUGAUUGACGAAGGGAACUUAGAAAUUGCUACUGAAUACGUUCUCAGGAUUUACCAAGGCAAGGAGCUAAUAUAACUUUUAUAGAAAUGACUAAAAGCUUAGGAUUAGAAAAAGAUGUUCCUUUCAAUUUCAAUUUGACUAAAGAUUAUCUAUUCAUGGUUCCGAGGAGUAAAGAACGCUUCAGAGAUAUUAUCUCACUGAACUCUCUCUGCUUCAUCGGAACCUUCUUUGUCAGUGAUGAAGAGAGACUUCAAUUAAUUCAAGAGGCUGGGCCUCUUGAAGUCCUGAAAGAAGUGACCUUCCCCAAAAAAUAAGGCUGAUGUCAGAGGAGCCCUUAAAUGAUUUU
This is a messenger RNA of Moneuplotes crassus, 1075 nucleotides long. Lineage: Eukaryota; Ciliophora; Spirotrichea; Euplotida; Euplotidae. The record is from the annotation of a GenBank genome assembly.